UUUUUGUGUGUAGCUCUAAGUCUGUGGAAAAUGGGGGGCAACCAGACUUCUGUCACAGAGUUCCUCCUCAUGGGAUUCCCCCUCAGCCCAAGGAUGCGGAUGCUCCUGUUUUGGCUCUUCACUGUGUUCUAUGCCUUUACUCUGCUGGGCAACAUGGUCAUCCUGGGGCUCAUCACACUGGACUCCCGACUGCACACCCCCAUGUACUUCUUCCUCUCCCACCUGGCCACUGUGGACAUAGCCUAUGCCUGCAACACGGUGCCCCAGAUGCUGGUCAACCUCCAGAGGCCAGCCCAGCCCAUCUCCUUUGCUGGCUGCCUGACACAGACCUUUCUCUUCUGGAUUUUUGCUCACACUGAAUGUUUUCUCCUGGUGGUGAUGUCCUAUGACAGGUAUGUGGCCAUCUGCCUGCCCCUUCAGUAUUCUACCAUUAUGAGCUGGAGAGUCUGCGUCACCCUGGUGGUUACUUGCUGGACAGUAGGAAUCCUCCUGGCUGUAGUACAAAUGGUGUUGCUAUUACUGUUGCCCUUCUGUGGGCCCCAGAAAGUGAACCACUUUUUCUGUGAAAUUCUAGCCAUUCUUAAACUGGCCUGUGCAGAUACACAAGUUAACAAGGUUGUGGUUGUGGUUGUGGGAAUUUUGGUGCUAGUGGGACCAUUAUCUGCAAUUGUGGUCUCCUACGGUCACAUUCUACAUGCUGUUCUGAAGAUCCAGUCAGCAGAGGGACGCCAGAAAGCUUUCUCCACCUGUUCUUCCCACCUGUGCGUGGUGGGACUCUUUUAUGGCACAGCCAUGAUCAUGUAUGUUGGACCCCAACGUGGGGACCCCCAGGAGCGGAACAAAUACCUCCUCCUGUUUCACAGCCUUUUCAAUCCCAUGCUGAAUCCCCUGAUCUACAGUCUGAGGAACAGAGAAGUCAGUGCUGCUCUGAGAAGGAGUUAUGGAGAGGAAACUCACAGUGAUGUUAAGGAAAAGGUUUUUCUACUAUGUGCUUGUCUGAAUUUUCAAAUCCAACUAUGA
Molecule: messenger RNA, 1020 nt
Organism: Artibeus jamaicensis (Jamaican fruit-eating bat)
Lineage: Eukaryota; Metazoa; Chordata; Mammalia; Chiroptera; Phyllostomidae
Product: olfactory receptor 13-like
Exons: 3
Coding region: 31-1020 (329 amino acids)
Biological process (GO): G protein-coupled receptor signaling pathway
Cellular component (GO): membrane
Molecular function (GO): G protein-coupled receptor activity; olfactory receptor activity
Source: RefSeq, a predicted model, not a curated record